UCAUCAGACGCAAAAACGUUUCGUUCAAAAGUCGCGUUCGGUUGUGGUUGGUUAGUUGCUAGAGAAAAUCCACUUAAAUUAAGCGUAAAUCCGCGGCCGAAAGUGACCGAAAGCAGUGCCCGCUCCUGGCGGAAGAUUGCGAGACGUGAAAUGCACUGCGAGUAGCUGAAAUAAAUAGUCGGAAAUUGUCUACCAGAAGCGUUUUGCAUUCAGUCGUCUCAGUGAGGGGUCAAGGUAAACCGCGAACCGCAACCACCCUUCAGUCUUCUGCGUGUGCACUGCUUGCGGGGAAUAAUUGGAGAUACAAGGAACAAUGAAUCACAACAACCGGAAGUUCACGUCGUUCAGCGAUCUGAGUGUGACGAAUAUGAGCCGGACGCUCAGCAGUCCGGUGGCAGAGUCGACACACCUAGAAGGAUCGGGAAACAACCGGAGUGGUUUGUUUGCGAGCCCAGUCAAAGUGGUGGGCGCAAGUGUGAAGCGGAAACCCACCUCGCCGUUGCUCAACAGCCGAACCAGUUUCAAAAGUAGCGGCAAUCUUUCGUCGGUGGGAUUCGGCCGGAUAGAUUCACAGGUUUACACGGAUGCGCAAAGCCGAGGACUAGUUAACCGGCUGGUGAAGUACCAUGAUAGGACACAGUCGCCACUGAACCGGAGUCAGUCGAUGACCAGCAUCUACAGCAAGCCGGGUCAGUUUCCGGUGGUGCAUUUGAAGAAAACGGAGAUUAAGUACUCGCCCCGGCGAAACAAUUCUAUUACGUCGGUUCGGAUCGCUCCCCCGGAAAAGUCCGUUUUUCAGGCAAACACCCGGUCGAACAUCUUGAGGGCAGGAUCGUUGCUGAUUCCGGCGGAACCACAUUUAAAACAGUCCCGGGGUCCGGCGCCGGAGGAUGAAAUUGAUGCCGAAAAUAGGGUCAUAGCACCGACGACGGAAUUGGAAGCGGCACCGACGAGAAGCGUCCUGGAUGCAUUGAAGGAGAUUUCCCGGAAGAGGAUAAACAAUGAGGAGUUGGAUGCGGACAGGAUCAAGAAGCAGUGUAAGGAACUUUCGGAGGUGGAUUCCGGGGGUGGUGGCGGAACGAAACGAGCACGGGAACUCACGUCUUCGACUUCGCCACCUUUGAGAGGAUCCGGUGAACAGCAACUGCAGAAGAAGCGAUUGUGCUGCAAAAAUAAUGACAUUUUGAGUUCGUUGAGUUCCAGUCUGGUGAUGAGCACGCCGAAGCGAGUGGAACAUAUUCAACCGAAACCGGGCAGGUUGAAUGUGGAUCAGACUUUUUCCACGCCCAUGGCAACUGCGGUUGGAUUGAAUGCCACGGUGGCGACGGAGGGAAGAGUUGAAAGUCGAGAGCCGGUGAAGGUGAGCAGGUUGGAAUCGGCACCGUUGCCGCAGAUAGUGAGGAGUGUCCCGGAAAUUAUGCCGUCUAUAAGGCCGAAGCCAACGCAACCGAAGAUUACGUUGUUUAACAAGAAGUACGAUGAAACGGUGGUCAGGCCGGUGGUUAGUGACAGCGAAGAGCAGGAAGACGAAGAGGAACUGGGAGGACGGAUUAGCUUCAUCAAGCCGAAGGAUAAGUCACCCAUUUUGAACUGCAGUAAAGUCACUUUAAAGCAGGUUGAGAAGUCGAAGCUGUCGAUGAUUCUGAGUUGCUUGAGCGAGGACUUUGAUGAUGAAGAAGAGGAAGCACCGAAGAUGGCCCUGAAGGCUCCGAUUGUGGUAAAGGAUUCGGUCGAUGCGGUACCGCCGAAGAUUGAAGAGAAAAAAGUGGAAGUGGUGGUUUCCAAACCAAGUGGAAUCGCUGCCUUGAUCAGUGAACCCAUCAAAGAUCCCGGAUUAGGAAAGAUUGUGCCUCCUAAACCGGCGGAAGCGGUUAAAACGAGUGAGCCGUCAAAUAUAACCGGAGGAUUCAGUUUCGGAACACCUACCAAGUCGGACAAUAAUGCUACUUUCUCCUUCCAAACACCAACGAAAUCUACGACUCCGGUGGAAUCGAAACCGGCCGCAAAACAGGCCAGUGGUUUUUCUUUUGGAAGCACUCCAGCAACAGUCUCGAAAGCGGAUGCGCCUCCAGCGUACAGCUUCCCCUCGACAACCACUGCAACUUCAGCUCCUACACUGACUACUUCCGGUUUCGCUUUCACAUCAUCCGCACCAUCGUCGAUAAUCGCAACGCCGAAGACCACCCUGACAACUCCCAAUCUGAUCAGCUUCUCACCAGUUCCAAUAUCCAAAUCGGAAGCACCAAAGAGUGGCUUCUCGCUUCUACCAGCGAUUUCCACUAAUGCUUCUUCGGGAAGUCCUCAAAAUUCUUUCAGCAUCAGUCAGUCUACCAUCCCUACCUUCGGCAGUGGAUCCGGAUUCAGUGCUUUCAAGCCUCUUUCGCCGACUGGUUCAUCCGCGGCAGUUUCAACCAGUGCUUCCAAUCAUCCAUCGUUUGGAAGUGUUGCGGCAUCUACUACCGGCGUGACUGCUACCACUUCCGGUGGAGGUUUCGCAUUCGGGGCUUCGAACUUAAGGCCCACCAUCACCGCGGCAGCAGUGGCAACAACGACACCAUCAUCAACCACAAGUGCAUUCACGUUUGGAGGAGCAACUUCCGGUGCUCCCGCUCUCACAGCAUCCGUAUCAACUCCCGCCUUCGGUGCACCUGCCGUAGCAAAGUUCGGCUUUGGAUCGACCACAACUGCCGCCACCUCAGCUCCUUCGUUUGGCUCAACCAUUACGACUUCGGCGGCCCCUUCCUUCGGCGGUGGAUUCCCAGCAUCAGCCCCGCCAACAACGGCACCACCGCCGUUCGGCAGCGUCUCGAGCAGCUCUACCACUUCCGUCACUUCGCCACCUUCCUCGGGCAUAUUUGGCGGUGGGGUGGCUAGCAAACCUGCCUUCGGCCAACCGGCGGCAACCAAUUCCAGUUUCUCCUUUGGUGCUGCCGCUUCGCAACAGCCCACCAGCACAACUAGUGCCGGUGCAUUUUCCUUUGGGGCGGUAGCACCGACGGCUACCACGGCAGCUCCGACGACGACUAGCAACAUCUUUGGAAGUGGUGGAAGCAGCAAUACGGCAGCCAGCUUCGGUGCAGCUCCUUCCUUCACCAACCAUCAGGUCCAGGCGUUUGGCAACGCUAAUUCUGGCAAUCCACCCGCUUUCGGGGCUUCCAAUAGUGGUACGGCUCCGGUAGCACCGACAGCAAGUGGUUUCGGAGCAACGCCGGUAUUUGGUGCCGCUUCCAGUUCGCCAGCAGUUCCGGCUAAUGCGAGCUCCGUCUUUGGCGCAUCCUCAACGGUCACAUCCCCGUUUGGCGGGAUCACUUCGGCAUCGGCACCAACUGGCAACAUAUUCGGUGCCCCCAGCUCUAACAAUAAUCAAUCCAACGUCACCUCAGGCUCAUCGCCGUUUUCGUUUGGAGCAUCUCCAGCGGCUCCAACAAACUCAGCAGCAACAUCUUUGGCACCGACGGCAAAUAAAUCGUUCUCCUUUGGAGGAAUCGGAAGCACCAGCAACAACAUUACGUCAACUUCCGCCGCAAACCCUGUCAACAGUUUCGCCUUUUCGGCAGGAUCGAACUCAUCCGCACCGGCUCCAGCGGCACCGGCGGCAUCCGCUUUCAGCUUUUCGAACACAAACAACAAUAACAACAACAAUAAUAGCUGCAUGGCGCCUCCACCGGCUUUCGGGAGUACCGGAAACUCUUCUUUCUCCUUUAACGCCAGUAACACCAGUAGCAGCAAUACAGCUACCGUCAAACCGUUCUCCUUUGGAACACCCGCUCAACCGACGACGGCCGCGCCAGCCGCUUCUGGCGGAGGACUUUUCGGAGCCGGUGCAACAUCACCUCCGCCGGCGUUCAACUUUUCUGCUGGUUCGAAUGCCAUCGCAGUUGGCAACACUGGUAGCGGUGGACCUGCCGCAUUCUCGUUCGCCGGUGCAAAUCCGGCAGCUGCAGCCGGAGGCCCUUUCGGAAUGUCCAACGGAGCCGGGGCGCCGAUGUUCAGCAUAGGAACCGGAGGUGGCGCCAAUGUACCACCCGGUCGAAGACCCAUCCGGACGGCCACACGGCGCCUCAAGUGAAAAUGGGCCUCCACGGUGAGUGACGGCUUAGAUAUGUAUUGAUACUUGUUUCGGCUUAUUUGUAUUUGUGUAUAAUAGGUACGGUAUUCUGAAUCCAGUUGUUUAUUAUUAUUUUUUUUGAAAUUAUUGCAUAAUGCAAGAAAUUCUGUCUGUUUUUCUUGACGUGAAAAAUCUGUUAGUCUAAACUUAUGGAACAUAUUCUGCUAAAACAAGGUGACGAUUGUGUGUUCGUCGGUCAUGUAAUAAACUAUGCAACUAGGUGAUAUAUUUAAUUGAAACUUGUUUUGCAGCGAA
Ochlerotatus camptorhynchus is the source of this 4363-nucleotide messenger RNA. RefSeq names its product nuclear envelope pore membrane protein POM 121. NCBI's taxonomy places the organism in Eukaryota, Metazoa, Arthropoda, Insecta, Diptera, Culicidae. The transcript is spliced from 4 exons. The record is from RefSeq and is a predicted model, not a curated record. The coding region runs from base 314 to 4069 and encodes 1251 amino acids.